Acanthosepion pharaonis is the source of this 591-nucleotide messenger RNA. NCBI's taxonomy places the organism in Eukaryota, Metazoa, Mollusca, Cephalopoda, Sepiida, Sepiidae. The record is from the annotation of a GenBank genome assembly.
AUGUCAUUGCUCUUUAUUCUCCCUUUCUUUAUGGCUGUUCAUAAUUUUUCGUGUUUUCCUACGUUCUCUCGUUUCCUAAAUUGCAACCUUCUUCUCUUUUUCUUGUUUCUUUAUCAUCAUCUCUUUCCUCUUCCCCUUCUCUUUCACUCUCUUUCUUUUCCUUUUUUUCCUUUUCCUUCUUCAUUUUUUAAAAUCUUUUUUAUUUCUUUAUCUUCUCUCUUUCCUUAUUCCGCUCCUUUUCUUCAUUUUUGUUUUCUUCCAUUCCCCCUUUAUUUAUGCUUAUUUCUAUCCUUUUUCAUCAUCUUUUUCAUUAAAUCUCUUGUUUCUCUUUUCUUUUGUUCUGUUUUUUUCUUUUCUUACCCAUCUCAAUUUUCCCUCUUUUCUUCCUUCUCUUUCAUCUCCUUUCAUUUUCCUUCUCGUCUUUCUACCCGUCUUCUUCAUCAUCAUCUUUCGACCUCUUCUUUAUUUCGUUAUCGUCUUUCUCUUUCCUUAUUCCCCUCCUUUUUUUUUCUUUUCUUCGCUCUUUCUUAUUCGUUUCACCUUCCCUCCUUCAUUAUGCUUAACUUCCAUUCCCCAUUGAAUUCCUUCUAA